This is a messenger RNA of Rosa chinensis, 543 nucleotides long. RefSeq names its product protein ALP1-like. Bases 1 to 543 code for a protein of 180 amino acids. The transcript has a single exon. NCBI's taxonomy places the organism in Eukaryota, Viridiplantae, Streptophyta, Magnoliopsida, Rosales, Rosaceae. The record is from RefSeq and is a predicted model, not a curated record.
AUGGUCGAUUGCCUUGAUUGUAUGCAUUGGCAAUGGAAAAAUUGUCCCACCGGAUGGGCAGGGCAGUAUACUAGCUACAGGGGGAAACCCACAAUCAUCUUAGAGGCGGUGACCUCCUACGAUACUUGGAUUUGGCAUGUCUUCUUCGGACUUCCAGGUUCCCUGAAUGAUAUUAACGUCCUUGAAUGUUCACCGUUGUUCAAUGACGUAUGCACCGGUGAAACCCCUAAAGUGAACUACCAGGUACAUAAUAGGCAUUAUCGUCAAUGUUAUUACCUAGUUGAUGGCAGAUACCCUAAGUGGGGUUCAUUUGUACAAGCAAUCCGAAACCCGAGGUCGCCGCAGACACAACAUUUCACAAGGAUGCAGGAAGCAUACAGAAAAGACAUGGAGAGAGCAUUUGGUAUUCUCCAAGCUCGUUGGGCAAUCAUAAGAGGACCAACUCGUGGGUGGAGUAAGGAGAACCUUCAAUACAUCAUGACAACGUGCAUUAUCUUGCACAAUGUGAUUGUUGAAGAUGAGCAUGAUGAAGAUGCAGCAUAG